AUAUUUCACUUUGUUUCACCUUAUUUAACUGAACGCGAGAAUCACAGAUUGUACAAGUACCACGAAAGAUCAUUGACCUUUAGGCUUUUCGCUUACAGUAUAGUAUUCUUGUUUCCGUCGAUAAUCUUUACUAGUUGGAUUAAGGGCCGAUUCUACAGGCACCCAUUGGAACACUGGAAUCAAAUAAUAAACAUUUCCUUGCCAUUCAAUGAUACCUCCUAUCAUCUCCCUCUAUUUUCGGACGCAUACGGCCCCAUACACUUCAACAAAACAUACAGCUACGUAGUACCUAAACUCGGUGCUUUCUUUUACUACCAUUGCAACAAAUCUAUCAAUUGCAUUGACGAAAUGGUCUUCAACUUCGUUCUUUUAUUAGGACUUUAUAUGCUUGGACUCUUGAUAAAAACUUUUAGUAGAACUAUUCGGGAUCUAUGUUUCAUGCAAAACUCGGAUUUCAAUCAAGUAAAUCAUGUAGUCUACAGGACUCCGGAAUGGGAGAGGGAAUUCACGUUAAAAAAUUUGGACGAGAACACUCUCUUGGAAUGGACUAAUCAACUUAAAGUUAAAAAAGAGUUGGCUGAAAAGGAAGCCAAGAGAAAAGCCAAAAGAUUGGCAAAACUAGGAACCGUUCGUAAAGGAUAUGGCACACGUAAGCUGUACGUAGACGAGAUCGAUCUGGACGACAUGUCUGUCUAUGAUCCUUUACAAGCUG
This is a messenger RNA of Hyposmocoma kahamanoa, 712 nucleotides long. RefSeq lists its product as uncharacterized. The transcript is spliced from 5 exons. Lineage: Eukaryota; Metazoa; Arthropoda; Insecta; Lepidoptera; Cosmopterigidae. The record is from RefSeq and is a predicted model, not a curated record. The annotation marks the transcript as partial.